CGAGCCGCCGCCUUCAUCUCCAGGCUCGGAGGCGCGCGGCAGAGCGCGGGAGGAAAGGCUCCGCUCCGACAGGACCAACCAGGUGAGCUGCCGCGAUGACGCAGCCGCACGCGCCCAGGUGCAGCAGGCAGCGCGAGGCUCCAGUUGCGGAAAUGACAGGAGGAAAGUUCCGCGUUCCUUCAGAGCAGGGAGAGAGCCGCCGGACGAGGACGGAGGAAGGGGGACAGCUGGCUCAGGGGGGGGGACAGCGCUCUGACGUCAUGGGGAACUCUGGGAGCCUGGAGCUGCUCAGGAGGGGCUCCAGGAGGGGCUCCAGGAGCCGCAGAGAUGUUCCACAGAUCACAGUGAUCCAGGCGUCACCGCUCCCUCAGGACGGGAGCGUCUUCGUCCUGCCUGGACCUGAGGAGCCGCAGGGCCCUGAGGUGGAACCUGAGGGCCCCCAGGGCCCGGUGGAACCACAGGAACCUGAGGGCCCGGCGGAGGCGGAACCAGGGGGUUCUCAGCAGAGCCUCCUGUCCACAGAGGACCAGGAGGACGCGUCCAGCAGCGAGGGCGGCUGCAGUCCCAGGGCCAGCCGGGAGCACUUCCUCCAGGUGAUGAUGAGGCGUUCUCCCGACGUCAGGAGGAGCCUGGUGCUCCGUUCCGCCGCCGCCGGCGAGGCCCCCAGGACAGACUUGGACUCACAGGACGAGGAACGGCUGGCGGUGACCCUUGACCCCCUGGAGCACGAGUGGAUGCUGUGCGCCUCCGACGGGGAGUGGGCCGGCCUGCAGCGCCUGCUGGCCGCCGAGCCGGGCCUGCUUCUGAAGAAGGACUUUGUGAGCGGCUUCACCUGCCUGCACUGGGCCGCCAAGCACAACAACCCCGAGAUGAUGGCGCUCAUCGUCAACUUCGCCAAGCAGCACCGGCUGCCCCUCGCCGUGGACGUCCGCUCCAACAUGGGCUACACGCCGCUGCACCUGGCCGCCAUCCACCGCCACAUGGAGGUGGUGAAGCUCCUGGUGGGGGCCUACGGCGCCGACGUGGACGCCAGGGACUACAACGGCAGGAAGGCCUGCCAGUACCUCACCCACGACGCCGGCGCCGACAUCCGGGACAUCGUAGGAGAUUACGAGCUCUCCGUGUCUGAGGGGGCGGAGCCUACAGAGGGAGGCCGCUGGAGGUUCUCCAAAGCCCUCCAGAACAUCGACGGCGAGGCCGCGGGCGCCGAGGGCCGCCUCCGGGUCAAACCGCUGCGCAGGAGGUCCUCGCUGAGCCGCAUGAAGCCCAACCUGCAGAAGAUCCGCCUGAGGGCGUCCCAGAUCGUCCACAGGGCCUCCUUCAGGGACCCGGACGCACCCCAGGGGAGGCCCCCCAGGCCCAAAACACACUUCUUAGGCUGAGCCCCCGGCGCUGCACACUGCCGCUCAGCUGGCUGAAACACAGGGAGCAGCAGACUCUGAUGGAGGCUUCUGGCUUUCUGUUUCCUAGAGACCGGCUAGCUAAGGGGGGGUUCUGGUUCUGUUUGGACCCGUCACCCGCGGCGCUCCGGUUCUCCCAUCUCAGCAUGAAGCAACAGGAAUCCGUGGCAUGCUGCUUCAUGCUCGGCGCCGCACACAUUCCCCACAAUCAGACGCUCACCUGGAACUUUCCACCGCCAACACCCAGCCUCCAGAACCAAGCAGAACCUCCUCUAACAGAACCAUCAACCCAAGGGCGUAGGUUUGAUCUGAACUCUGGUAGGGACACUAUUGGCCGGGUGUCAUUGGUGCUAUGCCAUAUGCCCUUUUUUAUGCUGGAUGUGAGCAUCCGGACUGAUUAGAGGAAUUCAUUGU
Messenger RNA from Cyprinodon tularosa, 1814 nucleotides. Its product is annotated as ankyrin repeat domain-containing protein SOWAHC-like. Bases 96 to 1382 code for a protein of 428 amino acids. NCBI's taxonomy places the organism in Eukaryota, Metazoa, Chordata, Actinopteri, Cyprinodontiformes, Cyprinodontidae. The transcript has a single exon. The record is from RefSeq and is a predicted model, not a curated record. Gene Ontology annotation, molecular function: protein binding.